UGGCGCCAGAAAGUGUGAGGUGCCAGCGCUCCUGCCGACAGUGUGCGCGAGUUUCAGCGCGCAGCCGUGCUGUGUGGACGCAAACAAGCCCAGAUCUUCAGGCCGCCGAUUCCCAAAAGCCUGCAAAUAGCACUCCUACCGCUGUCUUUCACUUCGAUCAAAGGACAAACAGCACCUCAGCACUACAGGUGUUAGCCUGGUGGUCAAGCAGAGUGCAGUAAUCUUCUGUUUUACAGGUUCAACCAGAGGCCAGAUCCCUCCUGGCUCGUGCUGACCAGAACGGUCCCAAGCAUUUUUUUAUUCUGAGAAAGCGGUGCUCCUAGAGCAGCGCUAAGUUUCACUUAAACGGGAAGACGGAAGUCGUCAGGCUGGAGUGUGUCCUGAUGGCUGAGUCAGAGACUGAGUGUGACACACCAGGCCUUGACACGCUGGGGUCUGAGUGUGUCAUAACUCACACGCAAGUCGGUGACUUGCACUAUGCAGCGGAGACUGAGAUUAUGACCCAGGAGGACAAGAGGCUUGACCUGGAAGCCAUUCAUGGCGAUCUUGGGGCUGUGGCUUGUGUUGAUGCCGUAACGGAGACGGACCAUGACUACACUAAGUCUGAGGUACAUCAUGACCCGCAGUACUUUGGAGGCGCAGACAUGAAAGGCAAUGAGGCUCUGCUUGGUGAAGUGCUGCUGAAGGCAGAGAUGGGUGGAGCUGGUGCAGAGCAUGUAGUGAAGGAUGAGUCAGACCAUGGAGGAGAGCUGACAGUGGAGUCGGAGAAUGGUGUCAUCAUUCAUGAAGCCCAGGGUCUUCAGUGCAAUGAGUGUGGGGAGAUAUUCAGCAGCAUGACCGACCUGCAUCAACACUUUGAAAUCCAUAAAGCAACCCAUCCAUACAUUUGUAUCCAGUGUGGUGAGAGCUUUGCUGUGGAAGCUAGUCUGAGAGGGCAUAUGAAAAUACACAUGAAGGACAAGGGCUAUGCUACCACUGGUGUGGAGAUGGUUGGUAAAGGGGUCAUCGAUGCAUUCAAUCUCAAACCACAUCAGAUGAUGCACUCCCCUGAAAAGCCACACAGAUGCUCUGAAUGCGGCAAGAGCUUUGCCGCAGCCAUCACGCUCAGAGAGCAUAUGAAAAUGCAUUCUGAUGACAAACCCUACAAAUGUACUCAGUGCAGGAAGAGUUUUGUCCGUAGGCGCCAUCUAAAGAAACAUCAGGAGCUGCAUGCUCGCGAAAAGCCAUUUACCUGCCCCCAGUGUGGGAAAGGCUUUGCUACGGCUUCUAAUUUGAAACAACAUCAGAAGACCCAUGCUGGUGACAAGCCACAUCGAUGCUCCCAGUGUGGAAAGUGUUUCGCAGCAGCAGCCACUUUGAGAGAACACCAGCGAAUCCACUCUGGUGAGAAACCUUACAAAUGUAACCAGUGCAGGAAGAGCUUUGUAAGAAAACGCCACUUGAAGAAGCACCAGCUAGUGCACCAGGGUGGCAAGCCCUAUCGAUGCUCUCAGUGCGACAAAGGUUUCAAUCACUCUUCGUCCCUGUCACGACACCACAAAGUCCACCUGGAGGCCAAAAUGUACGCCCAGCCCGAUAAGGAGUUCCCCUUUGAUACGCCAAUGAAGAGGGGAAUGCACACAGGCGAAAAGCCAUACAGCUGCAACCACUGUGAGAAGAGCUUCAAUCACUCUUCAUCGCUGUCCAGGCACCAGAGAACUCAUUCUGAUGGGAAAUCCUACACUUGUGCCCACUGUGGCAAGAGGUUUAAUCAUUCCUCUUCUCUUGCAAGACACCAACGUGUCCAUUUGGAUGAGAAGACCUCUUAUAGUGCUAUUCCCACAGGAAAGGGAUUCCCUCCUACUACCAUCCUGAAACAGAGGAUUCUGCAGAGUGAGAAACCAUAUAGGUGUUCUCAGUGUGGAAAGGGUUUCAAUCACUCCUCCUCCCUCUCAAGGCACCACAGAAUUCACAUUGAUCAGUAAGCUCACCGCUGAGGUGGCUGUGGUAUUUUACAGUUUGUCCCAACUUCGUUUCAGGCCAACCUCAAAUUUUUGUCUUCAUAGAACUAGGAAAAUCUAAAGUUUAUUUGGGGUCUAUAAAUGGAUCUUGAAGGUAUAUUAAAAAUAUAAUUCUGCUUAAGUCCUUUACCUUUACAUUUUAAGAGCGAUGAAUCUCAAUAACUGGUAUGAUUGACACUGAGCUGUUGCUGAUCCUGCGCAGUGUGCAUAUAGAGCUUGCUGCUUUUAAUUUGACAUCUGUAUGAUAAUGUAGCAAUUUCAUGCUUAAUGACCAGGCCAGCAAUACUCUUACGCAUACCCUCGGAAAGAAAUUAGGGCGGAUAAUUUCAGAGCCUGUUUUGAGCUUUAGACAUAUAAUUGGUGACCAAGUAAAGUUUUUGGGAGACUGGAGGAACCCACCACCCAACCCCCAAGCAAAGUCCAUGUAUCUUUACCCAUCGUGUCUUAUUCAUGGCCUGUUCAGAUACUAUCGUUUGUAAAUAAGUGUUGAUUUUUAUAUACAUAUGUAUAGGUGCGUGUGCAGUUCUUUUACACAUUGAGCAUUUUUGUAUGACCCAGUCUGUCUUAACCAUCUUUAUUUUGAAAAUAGGAUGGUGCUUGAAAGUUUUGCUGGCUCCAGGAAAGCUGUUAGCAAAGGUGCAAGCCUGCAUAAAAUUUACUUCAAAGUUACUUAAGCUUUAGUCACCAUUGCUUUCAGCUGCGAUUAAAAUCGGCUGAGCAGGGGUCAAAUUACCUGAACAGGAGAGUCAAACUGUAGCAUACUUUCCGGACUGAGCUUCUGGUCAGACAGCUUCAUUCUAAAAUGAGCUGUAAGAAACAUGGGCUUGUAAAGAGGGGCAAAUUUAGUCCUUCCUUUAGAAUUGUCUGAUUUACUGACUGACUCCAAAAAACCUAGUUUGACAGAUUAUAAAUCAUUGUAUACUUACAAUUCAGUGUAAUUUGAUCUAAACGUUCCCUCUGAAGCAUUGCUUAACUAGUUCCCUUUGGUACUCUACAACUUGUUACUAAUGGGUAAAUUGUGCAUAUUUGCGUUCAGACCUAACAUCAUCACUGUAGAACUAGUUCGGACAUCCAUAUAUAUAUAUAAUAACCAGUAGUUAACUUAUAUUCUGGAUACAUGCAGCAAAUUAUCAAAAUUUAGUCUAAUAGAUUGUGUGUAAUUAUCAGUACAAUAAAAAUAGCUUGCUCUUGAUUUCAUUUCUUUCAAAAUUCCAUGAAGAUACACUUUCUACUUAAAGUACUGUGUAUGGGGGAAGAUCUUUUACAUACUGAUGUAUUUUUUUAAUAUGGUUUGGGUAAUCUGAAAGGGAAAAGAGGAAUACUGUUUUUAUGGGAGUGAACAUUAUAUUGAAUUUUUUUUUUCUUUUUGAAUAAUUGUACUUCAACUCAUAGCAUAGGCUUUUUCAUUGUGUUAGAUAGGUGCCUUAUUGCAUGCUGUGUAGAAAUGUAUGUUGAGCUGUAAUAGAAGAAAAAGGUUUGGCUCCUCUCCCUAUGUUUGCAUACUAACCAACAUAUUUUAUUUUUGACUUUAGGUAAUUUUCUGUUUUGCUUUUCUGUAUAUGAAUAUAUGUUUAUGCUGUUACUGCUGUCUUUUAAUUUCCCUGUCCAUCAGCUGGUCUCAUUGUAGAAAAAACUAAAGGUUUAAAAAAAAAAAAAAAAAAAGAGAAGUUACAACACCUUUGAUCCAUAUUUUGAUUGCCCUCUUAAGUGGUCAGAUCUUGUUCCAUGUCUUUACCCCAUCUUUGAGUGGCACACACAUGGAUAAAUAAAGGUUCUUGACUACCUGUUUUUUUUGGUUUGUUUUCCUUUUUUUUUUUUU
Pangasianodon hypophthalmus (striped catfish) is the source of this 3819-nucleotide messenger RNA. RefSeq lists its product as uncharacterized. The transcript has 3 exons. Bases 384 to 1964 code for a protein of 526 amino acids. Gene Ontology annotation, molecular function: DNA-binding transcription factor activity, RNA polymerase II-specific; RNA polymerase II cis-regulatory region sequence-specific DNA binding. Lineage: Eukaryota; Metazoa; Chordata; Actinopteri; Siluriformes; Pangasiidae. Gene Ontology annotation, biological process: regulation of DNA-templated transcription. The record is from RefSeq and is a predicted model, not a curated record.